Messenger RNA from Anisakis simplex (herring worm), 228 nucleotides. The record is from the annotation of a GenBank genome assembly. NCBI's taxonomy places the organism in Eukaryota, Metazoa, Nematoda, Chromadorea, Rhabditida, Anisakidae.
GUGCGACUGCAUCAAAUGCAUUGUAUGGAGGCGUUAGGUCAGUGGGAUGAUCUGAAUAAGUUCAGUAAGAAGGCGUUCGAUGAAUUAACACCGAGUUCAGAUCCGGAACGAAAGCAGAAAAUGUCGAUUAUUGCGGCGAGAGGAUGCUGGGCUAUCGGUCGGUUUCUUAGGUUUUCUUGUUUUGCACUCAUUCACUGCAUUGCCGGCUCUGCAUUGUCUCAAACGUAA